CACUGUGGCAUAAGGCAUAGCUUAGCAGUUAGCUUUCAUUUUCCUGUCCUGAGGAAAAUUUUGAAUUAUUUUUAGGAAAGUGUAAAAGUGAAUGGAAAUUUAAUAAGGAAAGUCAUCAUGGAAUCGUUGAAUUCUUAUAUUAGCGAUGGUGAAAGCGAUUCAUCGCCCGGUCCAGAAGUCGGUCGAAAAUCGAAUUCCAGCCAAGAAGAAGCCGACGCCAAUUGUGAACCAAUCACUAUGGAUAUGAGUGAGGAUUCGUGUAGCAGCGAAGAAGCCAAAAAUGAAACCACCGAACCACCCAAAAGGCAAUACUCCAAAAGUCUUUCACCUUCGCCUGCCACUUCUUUUUCGUCUCGAGAUUCGUCGCCGGAGCCGAAAAAACGUAAAGAAGAUGAUCGCAAAGAAGCUUCCCCCAAGGUGAAAGAGUCGUCCAAAAGUCGUCGACGCAGUGAUGAUGAUCGUCGCAGGAAAGAUAGGGAUUGUAAACGUGAUGAUGAUAGAGAUUAUAAACGCGACGACGACAGAGAUAGAAAAUACUCCAGCAGAGAUAGAAGUAGAGAUAGACAUAGAGAGAAAGAUUCUGAUCGUUAUCACAGCAGCAGUAAACGAUACGAAAGUAAAAGAUCACACAAAUCGAAAUCUCGAUCAAGAUCUAGAUCUUACAGCAGACACAGUGCAAGCAAUAGUAGCAGUUCUAAACGUAAAGCAAAAUCGAGAUCUAGAUCCAGAUCGAGAAGCCGUGAUCGCCAUCAUUAUCGCUAUGAUUCACAUAGAUCGUCCAAACGUCGAUCACCUUACAGAUCACGAAGAAGUCGCAGUCGAUCUCAUUCGAAAGAAAAAUCUAGAUCCUAUGAUUGGAAAUCCAGUUCUAAGAUGAAAGUACUCGAAAAACUGGGAAUUGAAAUUAAAGUACCUCCGGGAGGUGUUGAAGCUGCUCAGGCUAGUAUCGCCGUUGCCCAGGCCACCAAUAAUCAACUCACACCUCAACUUUUACUACAGAAAACUAUGGAAGAACAGGUAGAAAAAGUGAAAACAGCAACGGGCAUAGAACUACCUUCGUAUUACAAUCCUAUCGCCGUGAAUCCCACCAAAUACGCUGAGCAAAUACAAAAACGAAGAUUACUCUGGGGCAAUAAAGAUAAGCAACCGGUUAAACCAGCCGAAGAAGUCCAAGUAGCGGCGGCCAAACCAACUGAUGUCAAAGGUAGCGGAACCAUCUGGCAAGGAGCCACUUUCGGUGGAGACCAAGAUGGCAAAAUGACAGCCAAGUUUCAACGUUUAAUGGGUAUAAAAAAUGUAGAUAAAGAAGGAAGCGGAGAUGCAUCAAAACCUCCCACUGGCGGUUCCGAUUUGAUCAAAAAGCAAGAAGAAAUGUUUCACUCGAUGGAAAGUCAAUACGAAGUUGCUCGUUUGGCAACUCAUUCUCAUCGAGGUCUAGGUUUAGGUUUCGGCACUUUUCAGCCGAGAUAAUUGUGCCUACCUCUGCUUCACUGCUGUUUUACUAACCUGUGACUUGGAUUUUUUAAAGAAGCUGGUAUUCUCGACUGUUCUUACGUCGUCGUGUCAAAGAAAUUGGAUACGUAUAAGGAUGCUUACGUAGAUAACAGAUUUUAUCACGUUGCUUUGAUUUUACCAUUUGUUUUACCCCGGAAAGAAUCAUAAUCUUAUCAAGAAUAAGUACAUGGUGUUUGUGAGGAAAUGUACAGUGUUGUAGUUUUUUGUUCCUAAUAUGAGAUGUUUUUUUUAACGUAGUCUUUUAAGUAUAUUUUAUUAUGUAAAUAAAUGAUUGAAUAAAAAAGA
This is a messenger RNA of Planococcus citri (citrus mealybug), 1800 nucleotides long. RefSeq names its product arginine/serine-rich coiled-coil protein 2-like. The transcript has 9 exons. The coding region runs from base 118 to 1470 and encodes 450 amino acids. Lineage: Eukaryota; Metazoa; Arthropoda; Insecta; Hemiptera; Pseudococcidae. The record is from RefSeq and is a predicted model, not a curated record.